GACUGGCAAGUGAGGUACCAGCAGGACACCCCAGUCGCCCCACGCUUUGAUGUCAAUGCCCCUGAUCUCUAUAUUCCAGUGAUGGCCUUCAUCACCUACAUCCUCGUUGCUGGUUUGGCGCUGGGCACCCAAAACAGAUUCUCCCCUGACAGCCUGGGUUUGCAGGCAAGCUCAGCGCUGGCCUGGCUCAUCGUGGAGGUGCUGGCUGCGCUCCUCAGCCUCUACCUGGUCACUGUCAACACUGACCUCACCACCAUCGACCUCUUCGCCUUUGCUGGCUACAAAUAUGUGGGGAUGAUCAUUGGCCUCAUUGCUGGGCUUCUCUUCGGCCGGAGCGGUUACUACGUGGUGUUGAGCUGGUGCUGCCUCAGCAUCUUUGUCUUCAUGAUCAGGACCCUGCGGCUGAAGCUGUUGUCUGAAGCGGCGGCCGAGGGGCUGCUGGUGCGAGGGGCCAAGAGCCAGCUGCGGAUGUACUUGACCAUGGCCAUUGCUGCCACCCAGCCUCUCUUUAUGUACUGGCUUACCUAUCACCUCCUCAGGUGA
Molecule: messenger RNA, 543 nt
Organism: Merops nubicus (carmine bee-eater)
Lineage: Eukaryota; Metazoa; Chordata; Aves; Coraciiformes; Meropidae
Gene: YIF1B
Product: Yip1 interacting factor homolog B (S. cerevisiae)
Exons: 5
Biological process (GO): endoplasmic reticulum to Golgi vesicle-mediated transport
Cellular component (GO): Golgi membrane; COPII-coated ER to Golgi transport vesicle; endoplasmic reticulum membrane
Source: RefSeq, a predicted model, not a curated record